AUGGCCACGUCCAUUUCAGAGGCUCAGGCUGAGCUGAUCAACUCGUUGGCUCCCGACGAUAUCCCACACAAACUGCGAUGCGCCAACUGCAGCAAACUGGCAGUCAACGCCUUAAGGCUGCCAUGCUGCGAACAAGCCAUCUGCGAAACAUGCCACUCGAAUCUCCCUCAGUCGUGCCCCGUUUGUGAACAUUCUCCGUUAUCUGCCGCGGACUGCAGCCCCAACAAAUCUCUGCGAACUACCAUCAGAGUGUUUUUGCGCACGGCGGAGAAGAAGAGAGAGGCGUCCCGAUCCAAAGAAUCUAAUGAUACCACGCCCAUCACACCGGUUGAUGCGCCGAAACCAUCGCUACCCGAUGUGAGCGCUCCUGUAGCAGAGUCGGCAGAGAAAACGGCAGACGCGAGUGGAGAUGUGCCAGUCGAAGAUGCGGCGCCGCAGAGCGCUGAUGAGCCGGCUUCUGGCCACGAAGAGAACAAGCAGCAGGAGGUGUCAUUAGACGGCACGGAAGAACCGCGAAAGGAAUCGACCGACGUCAUCGAGGCUCAGGAAGCCAAAGAUCCGAUUGUCGAGGGCGAUGACGCAGCCAAUAAUCAAGAGCAAGACGCUGCUGAAGGAGACGAUGAGAACGCUGAACAAGCUGGCGAAGGCCAAGAGCAAUUUAACGAUGCCGCAAAUGGUGGAUUUCAACAAAAUAUGAUGUUCCCUGGGGGCGGCGACUUCAACCAGAUGCAAAUGAUGAUGGCAAUGCAGAAUGGGAUGGGACCAAAUUCAUUUGGUGGGUUUCCAAUGAUGGGCAUGCCGGGGAUGGGCAUGGACCCGAUGAUGCAGAACAUGUACAUGAACGGAGGCUUUCAAGGCAUGGGCAUGAACGGCAUGGGGGGCUUUGAAGGAGGAUUUGGACAAGGCUCCAAUGAUAACUGGAACGGUGCACAAUCAUGGAAUUUCGACCAAAAUAAUUACAAUCAAAAUGGCCAAGGCAUGGGCACUGGUGACUUUGGCAAUUUUAACUCAGGAAUCCAGACAGGAUACAAUCAAGGUAAUUAUGGCCAUUUCAAUGAUUAUCGUCGCAACAACUACGGCCGUGGCCGUGGCCGCGGCCGCGGAUUCUAUGGGGGGUAUGGCCGAGGGGGCUACCACCAGUAUGGCGGUGCUAUGACAAAUUAUCAUGACCAAGGCCACUAUUCCCAGUACAACCAAGGACAAGGGGCAGCCGGCUUCCAGAGCCAGGGUGAUCUUGGACAUCAAGCAACACCCAUGGCGGCAGGUGCUCAACUUGACGAGAAUGGCAACGAAAUUGCGAGCCAAGCCAAGACAUCAGACGGCGAAGGCGGUGGUAACGUUGAUGGCGCCAAACAGGAUCCUUCCGAGUCUGCAUCUCGUGAAAACUUAGGCAAUGAAGCGUCAUCUGGAGGUGUUCCGCGCCCGACAACCAUGGCUCAACCAGAUGGAUCUAGUAUGCAGAACCGAAAUGGCGUAGCUGCCAUCCGCUCCAUUUUGACAGCCCCAGAUGCACCAAUCAACGCCCCCAAGGGCCCUAAAGCUAUGCGCCAGGGCCUUCCUAAUACUAGUCUACUGAAUCUGCGAGCCAGAGGUUUCCAGAUUGAAGAUAGUGGUUUGCCAGUACAAAAACCUGUUGCUAUUACAUCUCAGCCGCCACAGGCGCCGCCGCUAUCGAAUCCAGCUACUCAGCCAGGCUCUAGAAGUAGUACUCCUAACCCUGACAAAGUGCGAGAUCGUGAUGCCCAUCGUGAUCGCAGCAAGGAGCGGCCCAAGGAUCACGAUAAGCGUGAAAGAGGAGUGGCGUCUGAAGAGUCCCAUAUCGCGCAAGAGAGAGACCGAGACAGAGACCGAGUAGAUCGCGAUCGCGGCAAAGAGCUAGAGCGUUCCGGCUCCAGAGUUAGUAGUAGAAGCCGAAGUAUAGAUCGCAGCAGCCGCAGUCCGAGCCGCAGCCGUGGUCAUAGGAGCUCCCACAGACGGCAACGGCGGCAACGCUCCGAGUCUGUAGACGCGGAUGAUAAAGAUGACUCUUACCGCCGGAAAAAACACCGGAGCAGUAGAAGGCAUUACUACGACGAUGACGAUGACCAGCCGUCUCAGCGGUCCAAGGAUGAUAAGGCGGCUGAAAGGUCAAGGUCAGGCUCCCCAGAUGAUGGUAAACGUUCAAGCUAUCGCAGCCGUAAAGACAAGGACAAAGACCGAGACUACGAACGGCGUAAAGACAAGUACCGAGCAGAAGAAGACGACGACCGCCAGAGAUCGAACCAUCGCUCUUCCCACCGUGACCGAGGAGAUUAUGAGCACUCCUCUAGACGUUACGACAAGGAGAGAGAGCGUGAUAAGGAUAGCAGCAGCAGUCGGAAAGAAAAAGACCGCAAAGAUCGAUAUCGAGACCGAGACCGAGACCGUGAACGCGACCGCGACCGCGAUCGGGAUCGGGAUCGUGAUAGGGAGUACAGCAGUAGGCACGGCAGCAGCAGCAGGAAGCACUCCGUCGAUGGCACUGCCGCCUCGAGUGGUGGCGACAAGGGAUUUGAUCCGCCUACGGGUCCGCGUGGAUUUGACAUCAAAGGAGGCUCUCGCGGUACUGGGGCGGCCUCAGCGCCACAGAAAGAUGCACAUACUCUGGAACGGGAAGCGCGAAACCGUGAGCGUUUGCUUAAAGAAGCCCAGCGCAUGGCUGGCCUCGCUGGCUUAGCGGGCUCAAAACGCAGUCGAGAUGAUGCCGAUGAUGGCGGCCGCAAGGGGCGACGCAGUCGGCGGAACGACGUUGUUGAUGGUGAUAGCGAAGAACGCAUGCGAAGGUUGGAGGCUGAGAGAGAGGGAGGACGAUGGGGUUAG
Messenger RNA from Trichoderma asperellum CBS 433.97, 2838 nucleotides. RefSeq lists its product as uncharacterized. The record is from RefSeq and is a predicted model, not a curated record. NCBI's taxonomy places the organism in Eukaryota, Fungi, Ascomycota, Sordariomycetes, Hypocreales, Hypocreaceae.